AUGCUUUCCCAAAUCACAUAUGGGCUUAAAACAAUUCAUGACGCAAAUUUUAUACACCGAGAUUUUCAUAGUGGAAAUAUAUUACUGAUAGACCUCGAAUGCCAAAUAGGAGAUUUGGGAUUAUCACAACCUGCAACUAACACCAUUUCAAAUGAUGAAAUAUAUGGGGUAAUACCUUAUAUUGCGCCGGAAGUAUUUAAUGGUGCUCCAUUUUCAAAAGCUUCUGAUAUUUAUAAUACAGAGCAAUAUAUUAAAGCCGAACAAAAAAGAAGUGAUUCAAUGAGUUCAGGAUCGCUUGGUCCUGAACUUGAUGAAAUACCAUUAAUUUCAAGCUUUUCCUCCAUUAAUUCGUUUAAAUCACUUGAUAUUAACAAUAGCAUUGCACAAGGUGGAUUUAGUAAUAUUUAUCAUGCAACUUGGUCAAAUGGUGAAUAUCAACAUAGCUUAGCUAUCAAAGGUUUUUCCAAUUCACUAAGAAAUAUUAACAAAUACUUUUUGAAUGAGUUAAAAUCAUACUAUUAUUGUUAUAAAGAACGUAGUAAUAUUCUACAAUGCUAUGGAGUUACAAAAAAUCCUGAUACAAAUGAAUAUAUGAUAAUAGUGCAAUAUGCAAAUGAUGGAAAUUUACAUUAUUUACAAAAACAUUUCAAAGAUAUCAGAUGGGAAAGAAAAUUAGAAAUGCAAGCUUCUGAUAUUUAUAGAAAAAGACCUGAAAUUACAAGUGAUACGCCUGAAUGUUUUGUUAACUUAAUGAAACGAUGUUGGAAUUCUAUAACUGAAAUUCAUAAAACACUUAGAUUGCUUGGUCCCGAAUUUGAUGAAAUACCAUUAAUUUCAAGCUUUUCUUCCAUUAAUUCAUUUAAAUCACUUGAUAAUAACAAUAGAGUCACUUUAUUUGAGGUUAAAGCCGGAAUUUAUAUGAUCUUGGAAAUUAGUUUAUGGAUAUUUAACGUUAAGAAUUCCGGACAUAGAUUUUGUUCCAAAAAAUGUAAUUCUAGACAUUUUUAUGAUGAACCCAGUGACAUUUUCCGGACAUUUAAUUUCAUAAGGUAG
Molecule: messenger RNA, 1053 nt
Organism: Funneliformis geosporum
Lineage: Eukaryota; Fungi; Glomeromycota; Glomeromycetes; Glomerales; Glomeraceae
Source: the annotation of a GenBank genome assembly